Molecule: messenger RNA, 621 nt
Organism: Aspergillus affinis
Lineage: Eukaryota; Fungi; Ascomycota; Eurotiomycetes; Eurotiales; Aspergillaceae
Exons: 2
Coding region: 1-621 (206 amino acids)
Source: RefSeq, a predicted model, not a curated record
AUGGCCCGUCUCAACCUUUCUAUCCUUGCGGCAUGCCUUUCGCUGUCUGCCCUGACGUCGGCUCUGCCGACCAAGCGGUUUGACCCCAUGGCCGACGGUGACUUGAUCCCCGGGAACCCUGCCUCGGUUGCUGAGAUGUCCCUGCGCUCGACUGUCGACUUCUUCGACGACAUGGAGGAAAUGUGGGAACAAGAUCGGGCUGAGAAGAAUGGGAAGCCCGAGGCUGCUACCAGCGCAGGAACUGAGUCCGCUGAUGCCGUGACUUCGGCUGUUCCGUUGGUGCCCAUGCCAGCUACGCCUAGUGAGGAGGCCGCUCCCAGCCAGGAGUCGCACGUACCCGCCGAGAUCAACAAGACCAGCAAGGGAGAGACAUCCGAGACGUACAACGACGGCCAACAGCAACAGAGCGCGCCCUCUCCCGCCCCGUCGCGUGCCAUGAGCGAACCCCAGGCUGAGAAGAAGCCCCAAGCUGAGGAGAAGCCUUCGGCCACGACGUCCCAGCCCAGCAGCGCUGCUAGCGCCGCCGCCAGCCCGUCGAGCAGCGUGCACGAGGUCAAGGACAACAUCUUCUCCAAGAUCCCUGUUGUCGGAAAGAUCUUGAGCGGCGGUGGAAUCGCUUAA